Molecule: messenger RNA, 570 nt
Organism: Trichomonas vaginalis G3
Lineage: Eukaryota; Parabasalia; Trichomonadida; Trichomonadidae
Exons: 1
Coding region: 1-570 (189 amino acids)
Source: RefSeq, a predicted model, not a curated record
AUGAAUACUUUAGCAGAACUUCUACUGGUAGAGUUUAUACUGGCAGAAUUUCUACUGGUAGAGUUUAUACUGGCAGAACUUCUACUGGCAGAACUUCUACUGGUAGAGUUUAUACUGGCAGAACUUCUACUGUUUCCCUCAAAAUUGAAUACUUUAGCAGAACUUCUACUGGUAGAGUUUAUACUGGCAGAACUUCUACUGGUAGAGUUUAUACUGGCAGAACUUCUACUGGUAGAGUUUAUACUGGCAGAACUUCUACUGGUAGAGUUUAUACUGGCAGAACUUCUACUGGCAGAACUUCUACUGGUAGAGUUUAUACUGGCAGAACUUCUACUGUUUCCCUCAAAAUUGAAUACUUUAGCAGAACUUCUACUGGUAGAGUUUAUACUGGCAGAACUUCUACUGGUAGAGUUUAUACUGGCAGAACUUCUACUGGUAGAGUUUAUACUGGCAGAACUUCUACUAGUAAAGUUUCUACUGGUAGAACUUCUACUGGCAGAAUUUCUACUGGUUAUAUAUGGUGUCAAUUUUUUAAAAAAUUUUGAAUUCAAUGAGUUAUAUCAAAAAUAA